AUGGCUCGUUGGUUUUUAACUGUACAACAGGCACUGGAUUAUAUGGAAACAUUAGAGUCUGAUGAAUUCUCAGGUAAUGAAUGUAGUAUUACGUGCUUACCACCUGAUCCAAGUAAGGUAACUGACGAGAAAGAUUUUCAGGAAAAUGAUUUAGAUGACGUUUUGCCAGUAGACGUCUGUGGAGAAAUAGAGCUGAAUGUAAAACUUAAUAAAACACGGAAUGCUUCAAGGAAAAAAACAUCUUUGAAAAAGAAGAAGAGGUCUCUCCCUGAAAAUUAUUCUUCGAGUGAUGAAGAUGAUUUGCCUACAAUUGAAAAUAAGCAAGUAAAACCUAAAAAAAUCGCAAAAAUGCGGAAAUCAGUCUCAGUUAUAACAAACGAUACUGGAACGCAAAACAAGAAAAAAUCUAAAAGAAAAUUCUACAAUUGGGACAAAGCUGAUAAAAUGGAUUCUAUUCAAUCAGAAAAAACACCACUAUUAGAAGAAAUUAACCCUGAAUUAGCAGGUAAAACUCCGUAUGAACUGUUUAUAAUGUAUUUUUAUUAUGAUAUUUUGAAUCUGAUAAAAGAAGAAACGUUAAGAUACGCUAAGCAAAACAAUAAUUAUGCAUUUUCCUUAUCUGAAAAGUCGUUAGAUGUGUUUUUAGGAAUCUCUUUGUUUAGCGGAUACCAUUCAUUGUUGCAAGAGGAUUUAUACUGGAGGAAUGCAGAAGAUUGCAAUCUGCCCUUUAUGCAAAAUGCCAUGAGUAGGCAAAAAUUUAGAGAGAUAAAAAAGUGCAUUCAUUUAUGCAAUAAUGAUACAAUUGAUAUCUCUGAUAAGUUGGCCAAAGUGAGUUGCCUUAUUGAGAUGUUUUGUAAUAAAUUGCAACAAUUUGGAACAUUUUCUGAAUACUUAAGUAUUGAUGAGGAAAUGAUUCCUUAUACAGAGAGAUAUUCUGCAAAGAUGUACAUGCGAGGAAAAUUCAUAAAAUUUGGUUAUAAAUUGUGGUUUCUCGUUUCUUCACAAGGAUAUCCAUAUAAUUUGCAGGUUUAUGUGGGAAAAGAAGCAUCAGCUGAAUGUAAUACACCCCUCGGAACAAGAGUUGUCUUAGAUUUGAUAGAAUGUAUAGAAAACAGCCGAAGACAUAAAGUGUACGUUGACAAUUUUUUCAACUCUCUGACUUUGCUGGAAGAAAUGCGAAAAAGGGGAUUCCGUAUAACUGAAACGGUGCGACAGAACAGACUUCAAGAUUGUCCUUUGCAAGACAGCAAGGACUUGGUGAAAAAAGAAAGAGGAACAUCUGUCUGCAUUACAACAAAGAGUGUUAGUGUUGUGAAAUGGAAAGACAAUAAAAAUGUAUGCCUGGCAUCAAAUUUUGAGGGAAUGGAACCUAUAAGACAAGCAAAACGUUGGUGCCAAAAGUUCAGGAGGGAGAUUGAUUUACCUCAGCCUGGAAUAGUUGCCUUCUUGACCGAUUUUUGA
This is a messenger RNA of Parasteatoda tepidariorum (common house spider), 1461 nucleotides long. Its product is annotated as piggyBac transposable element-derived protein 3-like. The record is from RefSeq and is a predicted model, not a curated record. Lineage: Eukaryota; Metazoa; Arthropoda; Arachnida; Araneae; Theridiidae.